This is a messenger RNA of Papilio xuthus (Asian swallowtail), 1530 nucleotides long. RefSeq lists its product as uncharacterized. The record is from RefSeq and is a predicted model, not a curated record. Lineage: Eukaryota; Metazoa; Arthropoda; Insecta; Lepidoptera; Papilionidae.
UCGCGUCACGCCCGCGGUCGAGUGUAGACGUGUGUGUAUCUGACAGUUGCCCGUUGCGGCCCGCGCCUUGUUCAUCUCGUCAUGCAGCCGGUGCGAAGCUGGCCGCAGUGAGAACCACAUUUUCAGUUCGUGAAGUGAAAAAACAGAUGCCAGAUGCACGCGGUGGGCCUGCACUCCGCCCUGGCCAUCCGCCGCGAGCGUCGGCGCCGCGCCGAGCAGCAGCGCGCUCGCGAGCGCCGCACUCGCUGCAGUCCACCGAGUCCGGCCUCACCUCGCCGCUGCUCCACCGGUAGCCUGGAGCGCCGCCGCCGACGUCGUGCUGGCACUGCCGACAACGAGGUCGUCUCCUCGGUGGGCAUGCUACACCUUGGCGUCGUGUUCCUCGUGCUGGGCGUGUUCCUCGUCGCAUCCGGCUGGUUGCCCGAUGACGUUACCGCCUGGAGCAGCAUCGGCUCGGUGAGCUGGUUCAACGAGCUCGUCUGCUCGGGACUGUUCGCGCUCGGAAUCGGCAUCUUCCUGAUUGCGCUGCACAAGUACCUCACCAAGAGCGAGGAGGAAGCGCUCGAGGACUACGUGCAGAAGCAGUUGACGCGCUCGCGCUCCGGCCACAGGCUCGAGCGCGAUGCGGAGACGGGCGGCAUGCACACCAAGCAUACGCGGCGCGCGCGCGCCACGGAAGUGCUGCCCGCGCCCGACGCCACGCACACCGAGACCUACGUUGAGCCGCCGGCGCACGGCUUCGUGAACGCGCUGGCGGGCAACGGCGACCUGCCGCCGCCGCUCGAACAAAUCGCAGAGGAGGAGACGUCGCUGGCAUCGGAGGCAGAGCGCCGUCGCGGCUACACCCGCGACUCGUGCUCGCAGGCCUCCGCCGCCGCCAGCCUCAGCCCCGGCUCGCCCUCUGACACACGGGAGCUGCUCGCCGACCCCCGCUAUAUGAUCAUGUCGCGAAUGUAGGCGCCCCCCCCCACCCCACCUUGCUCGCUCCUCACUAGCCCUCGCCCCGCCCGCCUAGCGCCUCAUGCACCAUCACUGUAGUCUACUUAACCUUUUACACUUCGGUUCUAAUGAAGCCUUAAUUUCACUUUAGAAUAAAUUAUAAAAAGAAUGUGAAUAUAGUAAUACCAAAGCAACUUUUAUAAGCAGACAAGCGAAUCAUUGAAAAUUUAGUUAUUAUUUCGCUAUAAAAUCGAAAGGCUUCUCUAGUACUUUAACUUUUUUGAUCGCCUCCCUAUUUUAAUAUUUUUAACAGACGGACCAAAUCUAAGUAGAUUGUAGCCGUAAGUAAUUGAUGUAAUAGCCCUUUGUACUGAGAAGUCGAUAGUAAACACAAUCUGUAGCAAGUCUUUAUUACUUGACUUAUCUUAGUUUACUGUACGUCGUCAACAAACAUUUACUUGAUACAUUCUGUAUACAUUUGCUUGAGACUGAUUGUUACAUAUACUUUGUUUUUAUCUUAUUUCCUUACUAAAUAUAUAAGUGUAUUAUUAGAUUUAGCUUUCAUCAAGUUAUUUUACAUUGCACGACUCU